AUGGGAGGCCGUUCGCCGCCCCCCCGCCCCUCACCGCGGCCUGCCCCGCUCUGUCGCCGGCGGCGACACGGCGAGGUGCGCCCCGUCCUGUCCCGCCCGGCACGGUACAGCCCGGCCCGGCGGGGGAGCCCGCGGCUCCCCGGCCCCAGCCCCGGCCCCGCCCGGCGCGGCGGGGCGCGGCGCUGCGGCGGGUGCCGGUGCAGCCAUUGUGUGCGCUCCCGCCGGCCGCGCCCGCCGCAGCCUCGCGCCUCGCUCCCGACCCCCCCCACCCCGCUGGGCGGCCGCAGCGCCACCCCGGGCAGGGUGAAGCGGGGCCGGGGGCAGCCAGGAUCGGGCGGCCGCUGCCCUCCCGCCUGCACACCGCUCCGGCAGAGCCGCGGUCCUCGUAGGGCAGAGCGGGGCGGUGCCGCGGGGGGCCCCGGCACCGCGUCCCCUGCGGCAGGGCUCCCCCGGCCCCGCCAGCAGCUGCGGGAGCAGAGCUCGGGAGGGCAGCCCCGAGCACCGCUGGCACCCCUCGGCUCUUCACAAAGGAAGCAUGGAGUACCGUGUACAGGUACUCUUACCAGCACGCAACAACAGGAAAAUCAGUUUCCAGAUUUCAUGAUGAUUCUUCAGAACUUCAGUGAAACUAUUACUGGAAAUGUACAUGUUCCGGCAUUGGAAGAGAAAACCAAGCAACCUUGUUUAAUGCCUUCUGAAACAACCUUGAGAAAUGAACCUCAGGUAAAAGUAAGACAAGGAAGGAAUUCUUUCAAAAUCAUGAGUUUCAUUUUAAAAUGUUAGCAUACUUCAAAAUAGG
Messenger RNA from Strigops habroptila (Kakapo), 799 nucleotides. RefSeq names its product translation initiation factor IF-2-like. NCBI's taxonomy places the organism in Eukaryota, Metazoa, Chordata, Aves, Psittaciformes, Psittacidae. The transcript is spliced from 4 exons. Bases 1 to 783 code for a protein of 260 amino acids. The record is from RefSeq and is a predicted model, not a curated record.